Salmo salar (Atlantic salmon) is the source of this 4267-nucleotide messenger RNA. NCBI's taxonomy places the organism in Eukaryota, Metazoa, Chordata, Actinopteri, Salmoniformes, Salmonidae. The record is from RefSeq and is a predicted model, not a curated record.
GGGAGGGAGGGAGGCAGAGAGAGCGCGAGAGCGAGAGAGAGAGAGAGAGAGAGAGAGAGAGCCCGGGGAUAAAGCACGGAGAAAGCCUGGAUCGGUUCCGCUGUGCGCGUGCAGAUGUGUACCGUAUACACGGCAACGGCGCGUGAACUUGAGGAGUUUUAUUUGGUUCAAGACGCACCGGACAUCUCCUCCGGAGAGGACUGAAGGGGGACUCACCUGGUUGCUACGGAGACAGUUUGAAUAUUUUAAUCGGUUACCAAGCAUCGCCAUGCCGUCCAACACUACCACACUGCCACCAUCAGAGGACCCCACUACACACAUGAGUGAAGACAGAGCGGUCCAUGUGGGCCCAGAGGAGGGGAGUUUAGCCAGUCCACCCAACAGACAUCACAACCACACUCUUUCUGACUCGUGUGAGAUGGCCCCCCCUACACCCCCAGAGGAAGUUGACCCCUCCCCUCGCAGGAAACGUGGCCGGCGGAAAAUGGAGCCUCUGGAGCCGAAGGACCCCAACAUGGAGGGGGAAGGCAGCAGGCUGCGCAGAAGGCCGGUUCCCAGAGAGACCUUUCAGGCUGGAGAUCCUUUUUACAUCAGCAGGAGACAGAGAGACAAGUGGAUCAAACGCUGGAGUAGAGAGGCUGAGAUGCGGGCCCACCAAGAGGCUGUGAUGAGCGUGAUGGAGGACCUAUCAGAGCCAGAGUUUCAGAAGGAGGAGGAGCCAGCAGCCAGUUUAGCCACUCCCACACCCCAGCAACACACUGACCCCGCCUCUCCCACCAUCGCCAUGACGCCAGAGCCUGUUGCCAGGGGCCACCGGUCCACACCCAGAGAUUCAGAGUACAAGGAUGGUAGGGGGUUUGGUUUGGGCUGUCUGGUGUUCGGGAAGCUGCGUGGGUUCUCCUGGUGGCCCGGGCGCAUCGUCUCCUGGGUGAUGAGUGGGAGGAGCCGUGCAGCAGAGGGAACACGCUGGGUCAUGUGGUUCGGAGACGGGAAGUUCUCUGUGGUGUGUGUAGAGAAGUUGAUGCCGCUGAGCUCCUUCUCCUCAGCCUUCCACCAGCCCACCUACAACAAACAGCCCAUGUACAGGAGGGCUAUAUAUGAGGCACUACAGGUGGCGAGCAAGCGUGCCGGCAGGCCUAUCCCCUCUUGUGAUGGUGGUGAUGAUGCAGAGGGUGGGGGGGCGGAGCUGCAGAAGCAGAACAGGAAGUUGAUAGAAUGGGCCAUGACAGGCUUCCUGCCCAGCGGACCUCAGAGUCUGGACCCCCCUGAUGAGGAGAGACACCCAUAUAAGGACGUGUACCCUGAGAUGUGGGUGGAGCCAGAGGAAGCUUACACCCCGCCCCCUCCGACCAAGAGGCCCCGCAAGAACAUUGCUGAGAAACCCAAGAUCAGAGAGGUCAUCGAUGAGGGGACUAGAGAGAGACUCAUCCAAGAGAUCAGACAGAAGACCAGGAACAUGGAAGAUAUCUGUAUCUCCUGUGGUAGCCUCAACGUCUCUCUGGAACACCCUCUCUUCAUCGGAGCCAUGUGUCAGAGCUGCAAGAACUGUUUUCUGGAGUGUGCGUACCAAUACGAUGAUGAUGGAUACCAGUCGUACUGCACUAUCUGCUGUGGAGGACGGGAGGUCUUGAUGUGUGGAAACAACAACUGCUGCAGGUGUUUCUGUGUGGAGUGUGUGGAUCUUUUGGUGGGUUUGGGUUCGGCGUCAGCUGCGAUCAGAGAGGACCCCUGGAACUGCUACAUGUGUGAAACACACAACACACACGGGUUACUACGACGACGCGACGACUGGCCGUCACGACUACAGGUGUUCUUCGCUAACAACCAUGAACAGGAGUUUGAGGCAGCCAGGUUGUACCCUCCUGUAGCAGCUGAGAGGAGACAGCCAAUCAGAGUCCUCUCUCUGUUCGACGGUAUCGCCACAGGUCUGUUGGUGCUCAGGGACCUAGGUAUUCAGGUGGACAGGUACGUGGCUUCAGAGGUGUGUGAGGAUUCUAUCACCGUGGGGAUUGUACGUCACCAUGGUUCCAUCAUGUAUGUUGGAGACGUACGCAACGUCACACGCAAACACAUCCAGGACUGGGGUCCGUUUGACCUGGUGAUUGGAGGAAGUCCCUGUAAUGAUCUGUCCAUCGUCAACCCCGCCAGGAAGGGACUCUUCGAGGGUACUGGACGGCUGUUCUUUGAGUUUUACCGGCUGCUCCACGAGGCCCGUCCCAAACCAGACGACCACCGACCGUUCUUCUGGCUCUUUGAGAACGUCGUUGCCAUGGGGAUCAGCGACAAGAGAGACAUCUCACGAUUCCUCGAGUGUAACCCAGUGAUGAUCGAUGCCAAAGAAGUGUCUGCUGCUCACCGCGCCAGAUACUUUUGGGGAAACCUUCCGGGCAUGGGGCGUCCUCUCACAGCCAUGGUGAAUGAUAGAUUGGAACUACAAGACUGUCUGGAGCACGGACGCACAGCCAAGUUUGGGAAGGUGCGUACGAUAACAACGCGUUCGAACUCAGUGAAGCAGGGGAAGGAUCAACACUUCCCUGUUUACAUGGACAACAAGGAGGACAUACUCUGGUGUACUGAGAUGGAGAGGGUUUUUGGGUUCCCGGUCCACUACACAGAUGUGUCCAACAUGAGUCGUCUCUCCAGACAGCGUCUGUUGGGGCGGUCCUGGAGCGUUCCAGUCAUACGACACCUCUUCGCCCCGCUCAAAGAGUACUUCGCCUGCAACUAAUACACACACACAUACACACACACACACACACACACACACACACACACACACACACACAACUGAAAGAGUUCUCAGCUUGGAGCCCCGCCCACGACCCACAGGCCGAUGCCCAACCAGAAAGGUUCCAGCCCCACCCCGGUGUUAACCAAUCACAAGCCAGGAUACGCCCCAACCCCGGUGCUAACCAAUCACAAACCAGGGAACACCCCCACCCCGGUGCUAACCAAUCAUAAACCUGUUAUCCAGCUACUAAACAACCCUCUGACAACAUGGACUGUCUCUCUUCCAGUCUCUCUGUCACACACACCUCAGAUUCCAUGGUGCUAGUUGACAAAGGUGCUUCAACACUCAGUGGUGGUUCAUGUCCUCUACAUCUCCCUCCUGUACUGUUAAUGAAAUCUAUGGUGCUACACACACGCGCACACACACACACACACACACACGCGCACACACACACACAGACACACGCACGCACGCACGCACACAGACACACACACACACACACACACACACACACACAGACACGCACACGCACGCGCACAGACACACACACACAGAGGUCACUACCAGGUCUUUGUUCAGUAGUUUCAUUAGUUUGCAGUGUUUCUUUCUCUUCAGGUAGCAGCUUGUUUUCUACUGUCUCUAAGUGCAGCGUAGCAGAGGGGAAAGAGGUCAGCGUUCUACGGUUAAGCGUUGUGGAGGUAGUUCAGCAUGAUGAGUAACGUGCCUGAGACCUGAGGACUCAGGUUAGCGCCCAGAGAGAGCCUAGUCUUUAGUUCAGUGGGCUAACAUGGUCUCGUGGCGCACAGACAAUCCAGGUUUACACAGCAGUCAGUCACACUAGUGAGUUACACAGUUUGCUGCACACGGCCACACACGCACACACACACACACACACACACACACACACACACACACACACACACACACACACACACGUUGUGAUGAGCUGUUUUCCAACCCUGUGCUCCGUCACGGUCAAACACAGCUGUCUCCUCUGGUGCAGUGGAGCGUUGUGCUCACUUACGGUAAUAUGGUUACUAUGGGUUACCAUCAAUUACUAUCUGUCAGUAUAGUGAGUGGUCUGUUGUACUGUAGGGGGAGGGGCUUGGGGUGUUUAUUUGUUGUUUGAUGUGAUUUACUGGUGGUUAUUUGAUUGACAGGUGAUAAGUCAACGAGGGAAUCACCCGUUGAUAGUUUUAACAAGGUGGAGACGUAGCAGGCUGUCGCACACAGACGCUCCUCUCACCAGUAUAAUGAAACGUGUUUUGAAGAGGAAGGACCGGUGAUGUUUCAAAAGGUGCUAAAAUAAAAAAUAUGACAAAUGUAGAUUAUAUAGGAUCUAUAGUUAGAAUAAGGUUGUCUUUCCAAUGGCUGUAUUUAGUUGUGGUAGAGAGUCAAAGGCAAUAUUAUGUACCCUUGUAUCUUGUAUGCAGAAUAACUAAAGCAGAAUAACUAAAGGCAUUUUAACUUUGUACUUGAACCUGUAAUGAAUAAAGGAUUCAUGUUUUAGCCUAGAGAUAAUAUCUGGCACACUGA